Camelina sativa (false flax) is the source of this 1946-nucleotide messenger RNA. Its product is annotated as protein HLB1. Lineage: Eukaryota; Viridiplantae; Streptophyta; Magnoliopsida; Brassicales; Brassicaceae. Gene Ontology annotation, molecular function: protein binding. The record is from RefSeq and is a predicted model, not a curated record.
UUUUCCAUUUUCCAAAAUAUCAGAUCUCUUCUUCUUCCUUCCUCCGCUUGAGACUUUUAGAUUUAUUUUGUGAUCAGGCUCGGACUGUAAGAUACUGCAACCUCUGUUAAUCAUCUUCUCUUAUGGCGGAUACUGUUGAAGAGCCUCAAUUGCAAAAUGGAACGGCACCAAGUGAGUCAGAAACCGAACAAAGUCCGACUCCGGAACCACAACUCCAAACUGAGCCCAAACUUGCCGGAGAAAUUCCGGAAAUAGAAACGGAUGCGACGCUGGAGGUGACCGAUGCGACGCCGGAGGAAGUACAAUCUGAGGUAAAGCCGGAAGGAGUACAAUCUGAGGUAACCGAUGCGAAGCCGGAGGAAGUACAAUCUGAGGUAAAGCCGGAGGAAGUAAAAUCUGUGAUAACCGAUGUGGAUCUGUCGCCGGGAGGAUCCGAGGAGAUCCCGAUCCAGUUGAAGGAGGCUGAUCAGGAGUCUUCUUCUUCUUCUGUUCUGAAGAAAGAAGAUGAGGGGAAUAAGACCUUUACCAUGAGAGAGUUGCUUAGCGAAUUGAAAAGCGAGGAAGGAGAUGGCACUCCCCACAGUUCCGUUUCUCCCUUUAGUCGAGAAAGUGCUUCUCAACCAGCUGAGAACAAUCCUGCAAUGGAUCUGAUUAACAGGAUCCAAGUUAACGACGAAGAGGGCCGAUCUCGCCAGCGUGUUCUUGCAUUUGCUGCCCGCAAGUAUGCUAGUGCGAUUGAGAGAAAUCCAGAUGAUCAUGAUGCAUUAUACAACUGGGCACUUAUACUCCAGGAAAGUGCUGAUAAUGUCAGCCCAGAUUCUGUUUCACCUUCUAAAGAUGAUUUGCUUGAGGAAGCUUGUAAGAAGUACGAUGAGGCAACCCGUCUCUGCCCGACGCUUUAUGAUGCUUACUACAACUGGGCUAUUGCAAUCUCUGAUAGGGCAAAGAUGCGUGGUCGCACAAAGGAGGCUGAAGAAUUAUGGGAACAGGCAACUAAUAAUUAUGAAAAAGCUGUCCAGCUAAAUUGGAACAGUUCCCAGGCAUUAAACAACUGGGGACUGGCGCUGCAGGAACUCAGUCAAAUUGUUCCAGCUAGGGAGAAGGAAAAGGUUGUUCGAACUGCUAUUAGCAAGUUUCGGGCAGCAAUCAGGUUGCAAUUUGAUUUCCAUCGAGCCAUAUACAACCUUGGAACUGUUCUUUAUGGAUUAGCAGAAGACACACUUAGAACUGGGGGUUCGGGAAACGGCAAAGACAUGCCUCCUGGUGAGUUAUACAGCCAAUCUGCCAUCUACAUUGCUGCAGCUCAUUCGUUGAAGCCAAGUUACUCAGUUUACAGCAGCGCUUUGAGGCUUGUUCGCUCCAUGCUACCUCUACCACAUCUAAAAGUUGGAUAUCUAACAGCACCACCCGUGGGCAACUCACUUGCUCCUCACAGUGAUUGGCAACGCACGGAGUUUGAACUCAAUCACGAGAGGCUUCUACAGGUACUGAAACCUGAACCAAGAGAAAUGGGACGAAACCUGUCAGGAAAAUCAGAAACAAUGAGCACAAACGUGGAGAAGAAGACGGUAAAAGUGAAUAUAACAGAGAUUGUGUCAGUGACCCCUUGUGCUGAUCUUACUCUACCUCCUGGUGCUGGUCUCUGCAUUGAUACCAUUCAUGGCCCAGUCUUCUUGGUUGCAGAUUCAUGGGAGUCAUUAGAUGGAUGGCUGGAUGCGAUUCGUUUGGUUUACACAAUUUACGCGAGAGGGAAGAGUGAUGUUUUAGCCGGUAUUAUCACUGGUUAACAAAACCUCAAACCUUUUUUCAUAAUUAUUUUGCUAUUUCAUUGUUAGUCUUGUGAUGUAUGAUCUUAGUGAAAUAUUUUUGUUGCAAAGAAUUCUCAUUUUCAAACAUAAUUUUUCUUUUUCUCUUUUUGGAAAUUACAAUGGGAUAAUUACGGUUUU